Messenger RNA from Aspergillus oryzae RIB40, 1767 nucleotides. RefSeq lists its product as uncharacterized. Gene Ontology annotation, biological process: transmembrane transport. Bases 1 to 1767 code for a protein of 588 amino acids. The transcript is spliced from 4 exons. The record is from RefSeq and is a predicted model, not a curated record. Lineage: Eukaryota; Fungi; Ascomycota; Eurotiomycetes; Eurotiales; Aspergillaceae. Gene Ontology annotation, molecular function: transmembrane transporter activity.
AUGUCCGGACGCUUGCGAGUGCCUUCACCAGUCAAAACUCCAUUUCAAAUCCCAGACUUCAUCCACCGCACGAGGAUGCUUGAAAAGGUUACGCCUUCAACUACCGAGGUCCCUACUGCGACAGGGCCUCAGGACCCAACAUCGGAACAACAAAAUGGUGUGCGUAUCGCAGAAGCCGUGACUAAGUCAUGGUCCAAAAACACUUUGAUCCAGGUGUAUAUCUGCAUGUGGCUCAUGUACUUUGUACGAGCGCUCAAUGGAAGCCUGACCAGCAAUCUAGCCCCGUAUAUUACUAGUGAUUUCAGUAAUCAUUCGCUACUUCCUGUGAUUCAAAUCGUCGUUAGUAUCAUGAGCGCGGCAUGCACUAUGCCAAUUGCCAAGCUUCUGAAUCUGUGGGACCGCACCAUUGCGCUGAGUCUCAUGCUCGUCGUUUCGAUCAUUGGCCUUAUCGUCAUGGCGUGUUGCCACAAUAUCACCAUCUAUUGCGUUGCACAGGCAUUUAUCACCGUCGGCCUUACCGGCCUUAUAUUCUCGCUAGACGUGUUGACCGCAGAUACCUCCACGGCACAGGAUCGAGCCCUCGCGUUUGCCUUCACCUCAUCGCCAUACAUCAUCAUGGCUUUUGCCGGAGCGCCACUUUCUGCAUCCUUCAACGAGGUCAACUGGCGCUGGGCCUACGGCACCAUUGCCAUCCUCCUGCCCGUGGUCACCGUCCCACUGAUCAUAAUCUGGGAGUUGGCCAAAAGAAAAGCCCAAGAGACAGAAACACUAGCACCCGUCCACGAAGAACGCUCCCUAGCAGAGAGCAUCCACUACUACAUCAUCGAAUUCGACAUAAUCGGAAUCCUCCUCCUAAUCGCCGGCUUCUCCCUCUUCCUCCUAGCAUUCGCACUCGCAGGCUCCCAGCCCCAGAAAUGGCAUUCCACACAUAUAAUCUGCAUGAUAGUCAUCGGCGGAGUGACAAUCAUAGCCUUCGCCGCAUACGAGCGCUUCUUCGCCUCAAAGCCCCUAGUCCCAUACAACCUCCUCAUAUCACGCACCGUGACAUUCACCUGUCUCCUGAACCUAACCUAUGUCAUUGCCGCAGAUUGCUGGGCCAGCUACUUCACCUCCUUCCUGCAGGUCGUCUACCACGUCUCCCUAACAGAAGCAGGCUACGUAGUCGCAAUUUCAAACCUAAUCUCCCCCCUCUGGCUAGUGGGAGUAGGCUUCCUAGUCCGCUGGACAGGCCGCUUCAAAUGGCUCCUCCUCUGCGCAAUCCCUGUCUACCUCCUCGCCAUCGGGUUGAUGAUCUAUUUCAGAUCUCCCGGUCAUAGCAUCGGAUACAUAUGUCUUUGUGAGGUCCUCAUUGGUCUGGGAACAGGGACGAUCAUCGCCCUCGAGCAAACAGCCGUUACCACCGCAUCCGAACAUAACGACUACGCAUCUAUGCUUGCGCUGUUAGGUUGGGUGGGUAGUAUCGGUGGUGCGAUUGGGAACAGUAUCUCGGGGGCGAUUUGGACGAAUACCCUGCCCCAGAAACUUAGGGAGUAUUUACCGGACGAGAUGAAGUCACAGUGGAAGGAGAUUAAUGAUUCGCUGUAUGUGCAGUUGAGUUAUGAGGUGGGGUCGCCGACGAGGGUGGCGAUUGAAAAGGCGUAUGCUGUUAGUCAGAGGAAUAUGCUGAUUGCCGGGAUUGCUUUUAUGGCGCUGACUAUCGUGUGGGUUGUGGGGAUUAAGGAUGUUAGGGUUAAGGGGAGGGAUGAUAAGGGGAGGGUGCUUUUUUAG